ACAAAAAUUCAAGUCGUAACCACAGCAGCAGCCGUUCAGUUUUCUGAAACAUUUCAACAUUGCUUUUGCCUGGCACCGGCUUUCCAACUACACACAAAAUAUAUAAUAUUAUAGCAUUUUAUAUAUAUUCUUACAGCCGAUAGUCAACUCCACAGAGUGUGCUGCAAAAGCAUUAAAUGGUAUCGCCGCGUAAGCCGGCAUAUUCGGUUCAUCCAGCACGCCGGCAACCCCAACACAAACUGAUGGCCUCGUCCGCCAAGAGCUGCGAGAGCCUGUUCUCGGCCAGCUCCCGGGAGUCGGCCAGCCUCAUCUACCAGAGCAAGCCCACACCACGCGUCGGCUUGAAGAAGUCCAGCAAUACCAGCAUGCGGCCGCAAAACCACAGUGAGAUCCACCAGCGAGUGAUGUCCGCGCGGAACUUGCGCGUAAAGACGUUCCAGAAUCAGUUGACCGACGCCCACGCAGAGAUUGCCAAUCUGGCGCAUGAAAAUCGCAUGCUGCGCACGCUGCACAAGCGGCAGACGUCGGCGUUGAACAAAUACGAGUCGAACAAUGCGGAGCUGCCGCAGCUGCUGCACUCGCAUGCGGAGGAGCUGCGCGUCUGGCAGACCAAGCAUCGCAAUCUGCAGGCCAUCAACAAGGAUCUGGAGCAGAAGCUCAAGCAAAAGGAGGCGCUGAUACUGACGUUGAGUGACCAGAACAAGCACUACAGCCAGCUCAACAAGGACAGGAACCUCGAUGAACGCCAGAAGCUGCAGGAGAAGGUGCGCUUCCUGGAGCAGCGCAUAGAGGAAAAGGACAACGACAUAAAGCUAAUGGCGCGCAAGGUGCAGCUGGAGUCGAAGAACUUCCGCCAGCAGCUGCUCAACGAGCAGAAAAAGUGCAAGGAAAUGAUGCUGAAGCUGGAAAAGUCCAAGCUGGAGAUCAGUGGCUACCGCAAGCUGGAAGAGUACACACUCGGCACUGACAAGAUCAAUGCCAUGUCCUCUGGGCGUCGCAGCAAGCUGAGUGGCGUCGCCCAGGAGCCAGACAAGAUUGACAAGCUGGAGAAAUCGCUGGAGCUGCUGGACAUGGCCAUUGAAAAGAAUAACCACAGCGAAUACCAUGCCCUCACGGAUGUCCUAGAGUCGGAUUCGCUGUACGACUUUGAGAAGGAUGACCAAGAGCUGGUCCCCAAGAGUGCGCCGGUGACGCCCUCCAAGUUGCAGCAGAGCAAGAUUCCUGGUGCACGUCCCAGAGCUGGCGCUGGGUUAUCCAAGCUGACACUGCCGCCAGCCACGAGCCCAUCCAAGCUGGCCGCCACCACCAGCACGCGCUCCACCCUCAGCCAUCUGGUGUCGGCGCAGAGAAAGUCCCCACUGACGGGCAAGCCAUCAAACAGUCGUUUGCGAGCGGGUGCGGGCGUAGGCACGGGAGUCAAUGCGGGCGGAUCAGCCCUGAAGCGACGUGAGCAGGCUGGCCUCAUGUCCAAGCUAUCGUCUGCCGAGGGACGGCCGCACAAGGGCAAACAGUCGCCAUUGAAGUCCUUGGAUUUCGAUUAUGAUGAUGAUUUUGAGCACGCUUUGGAGGUGCACGAGGAGGAGGAUACCUAUGCCAUGAUGUCCAAGAUAUGUGCAGCAGACGACGAUGAUGCCGAACACGAUGCUGAGGAGAAUGCCAAUGAGAUAAGUCUGCUGCAGUACGGCUCGUACUUGGACCCGAAAGAGCUGCCCGACGCCAUGCUGGACGAUAUGCUGGAAGAGGAUGACUACGUCGAGGGCAAGACCUCGCUUAACAGUGAUGAAGAUUCAAGUGCACGUCAUGGAACACGCGUGAAGGAGAGCAUGUCCAGCCUGCGCAAACAGAUGUCCGAUGAGUUCGAGGAUCGAGAGAGUUUCCUGAAGACCUUCUGCCGCCCGGCCUCGGACGUUCCACAGCUAAAGAAACGCAACAGCAAGGCCACAGGCGUCACUCCAGCACCCAUGGACCCCGGUCGCAAGCAUGCCCUGCUCGCCACGCUCAAGCACAUCGACAAUAACAAAUCUCAAGACUAGGAAGAGUCAAGCAGAAUCUACACUGGCUGGGGCAAACACAAUCACACGGCUGGGGCCGUUCCUUUUCGUUUACAGUUUUAGUUAAGCUGCCCAACUGGGCCUUAAGUUAUUAUUAAAUUA
This is a messenger RNA of Drosophila guanche, 2153 nucleotides long. RefSeq lists its product as uncharacterized. Gene Ontology annotation, biological process: intraciliary transport. Gene Ontology annotation, cellular component: axoneme. Lineage: Eukaryota; Metazoa; Arthropoda; Insecta; Diptera; Drosophilidae. The coding region runs from base 177 to 2033 and encodes 618 amino acids. The transcript has 5 exons. The record is from RefSeq and is a predicted model, not a curated record.